CCAUAUUUCUAUUGAGUAUAGUCAAUAAGUGUAAGAAUAACAACUCCCUUUGGCAUUUACUUGACGAAGAGUCUCAAAGUUUGCUAUUAAGAUGUAUGCAUGUUGUGAAACCUGGCAUGAGGCUGGUAUGCCGACUCUACUGGCACAAAGAAGGCUGGUACAAGAAGGAAAAACUCAAAUUUAUACUUGCUGGAAAUGAGGAAAUUGAUGAUCCUACCUUGCAUGAGGUGCUCCAGUCUUUGGAAGAAAAUGGCUUUCUGACUUCAGAUGGCAACAGUCUGUCCUUUGAAGACUACACUUCUUUGCUGAAUGGUGAUGAGUUGAAACAAAUCUGUAAAGAACUCAAAAUCAAAAUAAGUUCUAAACAGGGUGCCAUUGCAUCGCUGAAGAGUUACAGUAGAGAGAAAAGUAUUGUUACUUUUUUUAACACAAACAAAACUAACAACAAUACUUCAAGAGUAUUGAGAAUCAUGAGCUCAAAGGCUGGUCCUUGCUAUAAACUAUCAGAUGUAGCAAGAAGAACAAUAUACAAGUUGUAUAUUCUGAUGUAUCUUGGAAUUAAUUAUAACAUAAUAAGGGAAAAGAAUUUAGAGUUAACACUUCUGUAUGACAAAAUAAACAGAGAGACAUAUCCAGUGGAGGACGACAUGCUUGAUGACGCAAGUGUUGUAUUUAGAGAGAGAGCUGAGUUUGAAAGUUAUGUAAAGGCCUUUGAUGUUUAUGAGGCAUUCCUGAUUGAAGAUGUUUUAGACAAAAAAGUCAAAACUGCAACAGAAUCUCUUGAAGUAUACAAAGGAACAAGUGAAAUUGAAGUACAACGCCAAAAGUCUAUUCCAGAGUGGUUGAGACGUUAUACACCUUUAAAUUUGUAUAUCAAAAUUCUUGAAGCUGGCAUCCAAGAUCUCAAAAAAAACAAGAAAUAUCAGUCAGCUCUUGAAAUACUGCAGUUGCUGAUAUCACAGGACUCAUUCAGACAACACAAGAAAGCAGAAUGGUAUGCUGAGAUGGCUUUGGUUUUGCAAAAAUGUGACCAAAAAGAAGAAGCGGCUGAAAUAUUAUUAGAAGGAUUCAGAUCUAACCUAUCAGAAGAAGCCAAAGAUGUGAUGCGACCCCGCGCUAAACUAGUCGCAAAGCACACAGCAAACCAAGAAAUGAAGAGCGAACUUCUAGACUAUGCUAGUAAAGAACAAAUAUUGGAGAAAAACUUGCGCGGCGUUCAUAUUUACAAGCAGCCAAUGGAUCGAACACAGCAGAAAGGCAAACUAAAGUUUGAGACGCGGCAGUCUGGCGAGAGAACCGUUCACGAUGUGGAAGAGUACUGCCUGUCAGAAUAUUUAAAUAAAGGCGAAUUCACAAAUGGUAUGCACUGGGAAGGCAGGAUUAUAACGACGAUGUUCUUCCUAUUAUUCUGGGAUAUUAUAUACUGGAAGCCUCCCGGUUGCGUAGGCGUGUUCCUGACUCGCUUCCAGAAAUUGCCGCUGGAUUUGUUUUGCGAAAGCUUCUAUAAGAACAGGAGCGAGUCGAUAGAGGCGCGGCUGUCGUUGAUAGAGCGCUCCUCGGUCGAAGAGUUGCUGUGGAUUAUGCAGUCGAAGUGGUGUACUAGACCUGAAACUGAGCACUCGGGCCUCAGCCGCGACAGCAUGUCGUGGGAGCAAGUGUGCGGCGUGGUCACGUGCCUCGGCGGCGGCGCGCUGGCGGCGUUAUGCCGGCGACUCGCGCGCGACUACCGACACGCGCAUUCGGGAUUCCCCGACCUUACGCUGUGGAACACUAGGACUAACCAGAUAAGGUUCGUCGAGGUGAAAAGCGACACAGACCGGCCAUCGAUGAAGCAAAUCCAGUGGAUGCACUAUCUCCAACAAAACGGCAUCGACACAGAAUUCUGUUACGUAGGCGUUCACACCACCAGGUGUAAAGCUAGGUCCAUCUCUUGAUAUAUUAUAGUGAUUAUUAUUAUACGUAACAAGAUGUUGUUGUUUAGUACAAGUGUUCAGUCAAAUCAUUUGAGGUGUUAUAAAACGAUAAUAAACUCAAGUUUCAAGCCUGUAUUACUAAUUUUAGUAUUUAGACCAGUAGCCGUUUAGAAUCUAUUUUAGUUGCUGAUAGAUAUUUGACUGUCGUUGUUUUUAAAGUGCCAAAGUAUAUUUGUUGGAUCUUAAAAUUCCAAAUUGUAUGUUACUAAAGUUUAGUUUAUCCUAUUUUGAUGUAGUCAUUACGUUUAAUUCAGAUCAUGAACUUUGUGAUUCCUAUAUAUGUCGGCUAUAUGUAUUAGUCAUAAGCCACAUUAAGCUGUGCAUUUUUUUGGUGAAAUAAUAUGUUAUGUACGUACAUAAUUAAGAUUGAUUUUAAAUCAAUUUUAAAGUAACUAACAUAAUUUAAAUGUUUGAGUGUAUUGCAGCAAAAAUAGCCUUACUAAUAAUUAAGUCGUUAUAAUAAGUCUUACUUGACAAAACUGGGUGCUAUUUGUAGA
This is a messenger RNA of Ostrinia furnacalis (Asian corn borer), 2470 nucleotides long. RefSeq names its product fanconi-associated nuclease 1. Gene Ontology annotation, biological process: interstrand cross-link repair. The transcript has 10 exons. Gene Ontology annotation, molecular function: flap-structured DNA binding; 5'-3' exonuclease activity; 5'-flap endonuclease activity. Lineage: Eukaryota; Metazoa; Arthropoda; Insecta; Lepidoptera; Crambidae. The record is from RefSeq and is a predicted model, not a curated record. The coding region runs from base 96 to 1934 and encodes 612 amino acids. Gene Ontology annotation, cellular component: nucleus.